AUGCCGAAGAAUCGCAAGCAUCAGAAAUUCUCGAACGAGAUGUCCCGGCGCGGAAACAUGGCAGAGGGAAGGAUGGAUCCCAGACAUCGUAUCUAUGCUCCGAUGGUCUCGAGAGCUGCGGAUCGCUUUCCCAGAGACGGAGUCUUGCCUGGACUACCACCCCUACCUCCACCCCACGUUUGGCCUGGACCUCCGCCCUACAGGUCUUCGCACGAAUCGCCCGUGCAGUAUCCACCUGCCAUGCCACAGCACUCGGAUUCCCCUGCCGGAUACGGUCCAGGCUUGCCGUCGCAUCCUUCAUCCGAGAUGAACAUGAGAGUGAUGCCCGCCAACGUUCCACACGCGUACUUUCAGCAGCGCAAUGACAAUAGAAACCUGCAGCAUCGCCUGUUCAACGAGCACUAUCGCUAUGCGGGUCCACAGCAGACAUAUGCGCCACCUGAUAUCAACAAUCACGUUGCAGGGUUCUCUUCUCAUGCACGCAUCGUGCCCAACGGGGUGCACCAAGCUAAUGAGCGCAGCUUUGGGAAAUUUCAGUUGCGUGGGGAUGCGCCGGAAUUUGUGCCUAGAUACAAGUCCGAUGACGAGAGUUUCGUGCACAAGUUCGAUCAAUUUGACUCGUCCGACUCUUCGCUCAAGGUCGAAGAGCUUGAUCUCAGGUCCGACGAGGACAAAAAGAAAUCGCCGGCAGAGAGAGUCGCCUGGUUGGUUGUCAGUAGUACUCGCUAG
Molecule: messenger RNA, 729 nt
Organism: Aspergillus steynii IBT 23096
Lineage: Eukaryota; Fungi; Ascomycota; Eurotiomycetes; Eurotiales; Aspergillaceae
Exons: 3
Coding region: 1-729 (242 amino acids)
Source: RefSeq, a predicted model, not a curated record